GGUGUUAACAUUUGAUUCAUCAUUUCUCACUAGCUAUUAAUUUCUGAACGUCAAUCAUUUCUGGUCAUUCUGAGUCCGCCCCUGAGUGCUCAAUCAUACAAAGCACUCUGCUGCUGUUCUGGUCUCUGAGAUGGAGGAAAGGACAUGGAGACGAGACCAGAUCCCUCCGGAUAUUCCCCUCCCUUUCCUCUCGAAGAAGCCGCCCCAAGCGAGCCGGCCUAACCAAGCCAGCGAGCUUGUUGUCGGUGCCCAUUGCCGUCAUUACGUUUCCAGUAAGACGAUCUGCCCCAGUCCUUGAUAGAUGUAAAUCGCUAUCACGCGGUAUCUAUCGUGGAAACGACCAAAUUAUGAAGUGAAAUCCGCUGUCCCUUCUUCCUUUCGGCAAUGCAGGGGUAUAUGCCGAUAAAAAAG
Messenger RNA from Canariomyces notabilis, 411 nucleotides. RefSeq lists its product as uncharacterized. The transcript has 2 exons. The coding region runs from base 131 to 298 and encodes 55 amino acids. The record is from RefSeq and is a predicted model, not a curated record. NCBI's taxonomy places the organism in Eukaryota, Fungi, Ascomycota, Sordariomycetes, Sordariales, Chaetomiaceae.